Molecule: messenger RNA, 1461 nt
Organism: Candidozyma duobushaemuli
Lineage: Eukaryota; Fungi; Ascomycota; Pichiomycetes; Serinales; Metschnikowiaceae
Gene: NDH51
Product: Ndh51p
Exons: 1
Coding region: 1-1461 (486 amino acids)
Molecular function (GO): NADH dehydrogenase (ubiquinone) activity; FMN binding; 4 iron, 4 sulfur cluster binding
Source: RefSeq, a predicted model, not a curated record
AUGCUUCGUAACUUCAACAGAAGUGCAAAGAAACUUAAUGUCAGAUUGUUGGCUACCGCUGCCGACCCUCUGGCCAACCCUAACAGAGUCCAUGGUGGCUUGAAGGACCAGGACCGUAUUUUCCAAAAUGUCUACGGCAACUAUGGUCACGACUUGAAGUCCUCCAUGAAAAUGGGUGACUGGUACAAAACCAAAGAGAUUAUCUUGAAGGGAGACAAGUGGAUUUUAGACGAGAUCAAAAAGUCUGGUCUUAGAGGAAGAGGUGGUGCUGGUUUUCCCUCUGGCCUCAAAUGGUCAUUCAUGAACCCUCCAGGAUGGGAAAAGAACGUUGGCCCCAGAUACUUGGUCGUGAACGCUGAUGAGGGUGAGCCAGGUACCUGUAAGGACCGUGAAAUUAUCAGAAAGGACCCCCACAAGUUGGUUGAGGGUUGUCUUUUGGCUGGUAGAGGCAUGAACGCUACUGCCGCUUACAUCUAUAUUAGAGGUGAGUUCUACAACGAGACUGUCAUCUUGCAGCAGGCUAUCAACGAGGCCUACAAGAACGGCUUGAUUGGUAAGAAUGCUUGUGGCUCCGGUUACGACUUCGACAUCUACAUUCACAGAGGUAUGGGUGCUUACAUCUGUGGUGAGGAGACCGCCUUGAUUGAGUCUAUCGAGGGUAAGGCUGGUAAACCAAGAUUGAAGCCUCCAUUCCCUGCCGGUAUUGGUUUGUUCGGCAGACCAUCCACCGUCACCAACGUCGAGACUGUCGCAGUUGCCCCUUCCAUUUUGAGAAGAGGUGGCGACUGGUUUGCUUCUUUCGGUCGUGAGAGAAACUCCGGCACUAAGUUAUUCUGUAUCUCUGGUCAUGUGAAUGAGCCAUGUACCGUCGAGGAGGAGAUGUCCAUUCCAUUGAAGGAGUUGUUGGAGAAGCACUGCGGUGGUGUCAAGGGUGGCUGGGAGAAUUUGUUGGGUGUUGUCCCUGGUGGAUCUUCCGUUCCAAUUAUGCCCAAGGAGACUUGUGACAACAUCUUGAUGGACUACGAUGCCUUGAGAGAUGUCGGUUCCGGUUUGGGUACCGCUGCUGUCAUUGUCAUGAACAAGCAGACCGACAUUAUCAGAGCUAUUCAGAGAUUCGCAGCAUUCUACAAGCACGAGUCUUGUGGCCAGUGUACCCCAUGUAGAGAGGGUACUACGUGGUUGCAGAAGAUGAUGGACAGAUUUGUUUCUGGCCAAGCCACCGUUAAGGAGAUUGAUGAAAUCUUUGAGCUCACCAAGGAGAUCGAGGGCCACACCAUUUGUGCCUUGGGUGAUGCUGCUGCAUGGCCUGUCCAGGGUUUGAUCAAGAGUUUCAGACCCGUCAUGGAGGAGAGAAUUGCCGACUACCAAAAGCAGCGCAAUGUUGAACUUGGUGGCUGGGUACCAUCUGGUAAGAUUCUUGAUGGUAAGGUUGUCGACAACCCUAUUCCUGCCCACCACUAA